AUGGCAUACAAACCACUCACUGUGAAAUGCAGUGUCAAAUAUCCAGGACAACCACUUCACAAAUAUCACCAGAAUGGAGACUUCACCCUUGGAGGAAUUGCAUCUCAUGGACUUUUCCUGUCAUAUGCUAAAGAUUUCAGAAAAAACCCUCUACCAUCCUUGCCAGAAGAGCUUAUAAUACUUCCUAUGAAUUAUCAGCAUAUCCUGGCCUUGGCCUUUGCAGUAAAGGAGAUCAAUAAAAAUCCUCAGAUAUUACCAAAUAUAACAUUGGGAUUCCAUAUUUAUGACAAUUACUACAAUGCAAAAAUGACAUUUCAUUCCACAAUGCUACUUACAUAUACACUAGAAAGAUUUUUUCCAAAUUAUGACUGUAAUAUGCAGAAGAAACUCCUUGCAGUGAUUGGUGGACUAGAUUCUCUUACUUCUCUUGAUAUGGCAAUAGUCCUGGAAAUCUACAAGAUUCCUCAGCUCACCUAUAGUCCCACUCCAGUGAUGAAGGAUAAAUUUCCUGGUCUUCCCUUCUACCAGAUGGUUCCUAAGGAAGACCUUCAAUAUGAGGGGAUUCUUUUUUUGCUCCUGUACUUCAGAUGGAUAUGGAUUGGGAUGGUGGUUAUGGAUACUGAGAAUGGAGAAAGAUUUGUUCAAACAGUGACACCCAUGUUUUCUCAGAAAGAUGAAGAAACAGAAAGUAAGCAGAAGAAACCUCUAGGCAAAGUAUGGAUCACCACUGCCCAAAUGGAGCUGAAUUCCUUUGGAUUUCAAAGAGAUUGGGAUUUAGAUGUUUUCCAUGGAGCUAUAGCCUUCACCUUUCAUUCCAAUCACGUACCUGACUUUCAUGAGUUUAUGGAGAGUCAAACACCAUCUGGUGCAACAGGAGAUGGUUUUAUCAAAACCUUUUGGGAGAAAACUUUUGGUUGUAUAUUUCCAGGUACAGGUGUAAAUGAAAUAAAUGUGAAACAUUGCACAGGGGCAGAGAAAUUGAAGAGCCUCUCUCCCCCCAAUUUUGAAAUGGAUAUGACUGGUCACAGCUACAGCAUCUACAAUGCUGUUUAUGCCAUAGCCCAUGCUUUCCAGGAUAUGAUUACAUCUGGAUUCAAAUAUAGAGCAAUGGUGGAUAGUGGACUGCAGCUUCACAAACAAUCAUUUUGGCAGCUCCAUCACUUUUUGAGACAGGUCACAUUUAAUAACAGUGUUGGGUACAAGAUAUCCUUUGACCAAGAAGUAAAGUUAAUAGCUGGAUUUGAUAUCAUCAAUUUUAUUCUUUCUAAAAAGAUGACAAAAGUGAAAAUUGGAAGGAUAGACCCUCUGUCUCCUACAGAUCAAUCAUUUUUCAUUGAGGAAGAUGCCAUAACAUGGAACAGCUGGUUUAAUCAGACACGUCCUGUUUCCAUAUGUUCACCAAGCUGUUAUCCAGGGUCCAGGAAGCAAGUCAUGGAUGGGGAGCCAUUUUGCUGUUAUUCUUGCAUGUCAUGUCCGGAAGGAAAGAUUUCAGAAAAGGAGGAUCUGAAUCACUGCUAUAGUUGUACAGAAGAAAAAUAUCCCAACGAAAACCAGGAUUCAUGUAUUCCCAAGGACAUAAGUUUCUUGUCUUAUAAAGAACCUUUGGGAAUCACUUUAGUCUGUUUUAUUCUUUUCUGUUCCACAAUCACAGUUCUCAUACUAAGGAUAUUUCUGAUGCAUCACAACACUCCCAUUGUCAAGGCCAGCAACCGGGAUCUUACCUACAUGCUUCUGGUCACCCUCUUGCUUUGCUUCCUUUGUGCAUUAUUGUUCAUUGGUCAGCCAAAUAAGGUGGCAUGUGUCCUCCGUCAUACUGGCUUCAACAUCAUCUUCUCUGUGACUAUUUCCUGUGUGCUGGCCAAGACUGUGACUGUGGUCCUUGCUUUCAUAGCAACCAAGCCAGGAAGUGGGAUAAAGAAGUGGGUGGGGAAAAAACUGGGCUACACUUUUGUUUUAUCUGGCUUCUUAAUUCAGGUUGGGAUUUGCAUUAUAUGGUUGUCCAUCUCUCCUCCUAUUCCCAAUACUGAUCUGCACUCAGAGACUGGAAAAAUUGUCCUACAAUGUAAAGAAGGUUCCAUGGUUAUGUUUUACUGUGCAAAGUGUUAUAUGGGCUUCUUGGCCAUGAUUAGCUUUAUAGUGGCUUUCUUUGCCAGAAAAUUACCAGAUACUUUUAAUGAGGCCAAGUUCAUCACUUUCAGCAUGUUGGUCUUCUGCAGUGUUUGGCUCUCCUUUGUUCCAACCUACCUGAGCACCAAGGGGAAAUACACAGUGGCUGUGGAAAUCUUCUCAAUGUUAGCAUCAAGUGCUGGGCUGCUGAUCUGCAUCUUUUUCCCCAAAUGCUACAUUAUUGUUCUGAGACCAGCUCUGAACAACAGGCAGCUAAGAAGACAGAGGAAGUAG
Messenger RNA from Protobothrops mucrosquamatus (brown spotted pit viper), 2400 nucleotides. RefSeq names its product vomeronasal type-2 receptor 26-like. The transcript is spliced from 7 exons. Gene Ontology annotation, molecular function: G protein-coupled receptor activity. The record is from RefSeq and is a predicted model, not a curated record. Gene Ontology annotation, biological process: G protein-coupled receptor signaling pathway. The coding region runs from base 1 to 2400 and encodes 799 amino acids. Gene Ontology annotation, cellular component: membrane. NCBI's taxonomy places the organism in Eukaryota, Metazoa, Chordata, Lepidosauria, Squamata, Viperidae.